CAUCAUUCAGUUCUUCCGUCUUCAUUGUUUUUAUAUUGUUUUCCCGUUUAGAGAAAUAGUUUACAAAAAGGACUAGUGAAGCUAUUUAAUAAACUUAUCGCCAGACAAUACACAUAGUUUCGUAUAUAUUUUUUGAUGUCAACCCAGCGGAAUUCUUAGAUGGGGGAAAUGCCAACAUCGUCGCUUGUAUUGCCAGUUAUUUUGAGACCUAUAUUCGCACAGUUGGAACGACGCGAUGUAGGCGCUGCUCAGUCACUACGUUCGGCUAUACUUAAGACAGAGCAAAACAAUCCUGGAUUUUGUUAUGAUCUUAUAAUGGCGAUCAUACGUCGUGCUGAACUUAAUGUGAAUAUAAAUGAGGCUGUUUUACGCUUGCAAGGCAAUAUAACUGACUCAGAUCUGAAUGAAUAUCGUUUGACGCGUACCGAAGAACCAUUCCAGGAACUCAAUCGUAAAUCGGUGGCACUAAAAGUUAUUCUAAGUCGUAUACCUGAUGAAAUUACAGAUCGUAAAACAUUUUUGGAAACUAUUAAGGAAAUCGCCAGUGCUAUUAAAAAACUCUUGGAUGUUGUCAAUGAAAUUGGUAACUUUAUACCAGGAGUGACAGGCAAACAAGCUGUUGAACAGCGUAAAAAAGAGUUUGUAAAAUAUUCAAAGAAAUUCAGUACAACAUUAAAGGAAUACUUUAAAGAGGGGCAAUCGAAUGCAGUAUUUUUAAGUGCACUUUAUUUAAUACGGCAAACUAAUCAAAUUAUGUUAACGGUGAAAAGUAAAUGCGAGUAGAAAAUUGUAGUUCUCCCCUCGUAUAUUAUUCUUGAACACAAAUCUUUUUUUGACAAUUAGUAGCAUUUUUCGUUAUUUUGAGUGUGUUGAGAAAACAAUAAAUGAAAUUAACUAUACUGAAAAGCAAGUUUAACUGGAAUCUAAUACAAAAGAGAAAUUAACAAAAUAUGUGUAAUAACUGAAACAAAACAAUAAAAAAUUUUAAAUAGUGAUACAAAUAGAAUCUUGUGGUUAGAGAAAAAUAUUCUACAAAUAUUUUAGAAUGAAGUAAAUACAUGAACAUUUUAAUAUAUUCCCUUUGCCCAUGUCAUCAAAGUGAUAGAGAAAAAGCUGAAAACCAUAAAUAUAGAUAAAAAUUGAAUUACUUUUAUUUUUAUACUUUAUGGAGCAUGAAUUCAACAUUUAAAGAGACUCAAAAUCUUGAAUGCGUCUAAACUAACACAUAUAUACGUAUACGUAUACGUAUAUAUAAAAAAAAUUUUUUUUGUUAUGUUCCAUUUUUCUAUCCAUUAUC
This is a messenger RNA of Glossina fuscipes, 1297 nucleotides long. RefSeq names its product programmed cell death protein 10 (gene Ccm3). The record is from RefSeq and is a predicted model, not a curated record. Gene Ontology annotation, biological process: positive regulation of MAP kinase activity; regulation of Golgi organization. NCBI's taxonomy places the organism in Eukaryota, Metazoa, Arthropoda, Insecta, Diptera, Glossinidae. Gene Ontology annotation, molecular function: protein kinase binding. Bases 160 to 783 code for a protein of 207 amino acids. The transcript has 5 exons. Gene Ontology annotation, cellular component: Golgi apparatus; FAR/SIP/STRIPAK complex.